Messenger RNA from Phragmites australis (common reed), 420 nucleotides. Its product is annotated as small polypeptide DEVIL 11-like. The transcript has a single exon. The record is from RefSeq and is a predicted model, not a curated record. Lineage: Eukaryota; Viridiplantae; Streptophyta; Magnoliopsida; Poales; Poaceae. Gene Ontology annotation, biological process: negative regulation of cell population proliferation. Bases 92 to 316 code for a protein of 74 amino acids.
AGCAAGAUCAGGCCUGCACGUUGCAGGUUUGCAACUGCUCCGGAGAGUCAGCAUUGCCGUUUCCUAGAAAGAGAGAGAGAAAGCUAGAGAGAUGGAGAUGUGCAUGGAUGACAAGAGCAAGCUGCUGUUCAAGAAGGGCAGCCAGAGAUCGGCGGCAGCCGGCAGCGGGGGCCCGGUGGGCCUCAAGGGCUGGGCGUCGUCGAGGGGCCCGUCCCGGUCGGUGCCGGGCCGACUGGCGAGCCUGGUGAAGGAGCAGAGGGCCAGGUUCUACAUCAUGCGCCGGUGCGUCACCAUGCUUGUGUGCUGGAGGGACUAGUGGGUUAACCAUCCAGGGCCAUGGGCUCCAGGGUCCAGUGACUGGGCCCAAUUGGGCCUAGUCUGGUGGUAGAUUCAUUUGUUUUUUUUUAGGGAAAUACAGUA